AUGGCUUCGCUAGAGGACGACGACGAUCGAGAUCUUGCAGGCUCGCAAGACGGAAGCUCCGAGAACGAACUCGAGGACAACCUCCGAGACGCAGAUGACGGCGAUGGUGAUAACGAACCCGAAGCGGAUCAAGAUGCGGACCAGGAUGCAGAGAGCCCAUCCAAUACCAGCCAUGUGUCCGAGGGCGCCGGAGUAGCAUCCCAACCGAAUCCUGAUGUUCCGUUGCCCACACCUGGUUCUGGUAAUAAUGGCACAGUGUCCGAUUAUAUCUCCGCCUUUCACCCCCCCGUGCGCGCAGAAUGUUUGACGUGCUCCACCUACGAUGUUGUUCCGACAACUGCUGCUCCGCACAGCACUUCGAUCAAUGCAGUGACAGCUACGGCAGAUAUGAGAUGGGUUUUCAGUGGUGGAUCAGAUGGAUACGUGCGCAAGUUCAACUGGGUGGACUCGAUCAACAGCAAGUCGAUGUUGACCGUGGCGCAAAGACACCCAUUUGUCGACAGUGUGGUGAAAGCCGGCAUGCUGAUGACAUACUGGGAAAAUAUGGAUGGGCCUUCGUUGUCACCGGUUUACUCGUUGGCGAGUCAUAGCGAAGGUCUUUGGUUGCUUUCCGGGUUGGAAUCGGGCAGUAUCCGACUGCAAUCGGUUCGUCAUGAAGAGGGCAAGGAGAUUGCCCUCCUACAACAGCACACAUCGGCCGUAUCCGUUCUUAGUCUGACACCGGAUGAAAAGUCUUUGCUCUCGGGAAGCUGGGACAAACGGAUUUUUGAUUGGGAUUUGAACACCGGUCAGACCAGGCGCUCUUUUGGAUCCAUUGCUGGACAGAUCUCUACAAUCGAAAUCCGACCGGAAUCGAACAUUCCGGUCCCAAAGGACACGGUCGAGCCGCAGCAAUCAAAUGGGACAUACUCGUCUAAUAACCAGGCCAGUGGAGGCGAAAACUACAGCUUCAUGGAUACUUCAAACGAUCAAGGUGAAUUUGGUGAUGCCUCGAAUCAACCGGCGGGUUCUCCGGCAGACUCGCUUUUUGGUGGAGCUGAUUCUCUAUUUGGAGAUGGCGAUGGUCCUGGUGAAGGGGCUGGUCCAUCGGGCGAUGCGUUUGGUGUCGACGAAGACGAUGAGUUUGGCAAGGUGAUUGCCAAUGGCGCACCUCUAGAAGCAGAUGCCCAGGGAGAGCCCGAUACUAUGGACCAGGAAAACAGCGCUGCAGAGGCACUAGCUCCUCAGGGUGACGCAAACCCAGAUGUGGAAAUGACGGAUGCAAAACCGGAGCCUACAGAGCCCAAUGGGUCGUCGCAGCCCAUGGUCAACGGACUACCUCAUGCCGAGGAGCUGGAGCAGCCUUCUCAGAGUCAGACAUUUACACAACCAAGUCAGUCCGAGUCAAACAACGUGGUAUCGGACUCUACAUUUCUGGCCGCCUCUAUCGACGGCACUAUUCGAGUAUGGGACAGACGGCAACCGGACCCUGUGGCUCGAAUAACUCCAUACAACUCGCCGCCAUGGUGUAUGAAUGCUUGCUGGUCUCCUGACGGGAACUACAUAUAUGCCGGACGAAGAAACGGCACAGUCGAAGAGUUUAGUGUGCACAAAGGACUACGGAAUCCUGAGCGGGUGUUUAAAUUCCCAACCGGGAGCGGGCCUGUAACGGCCUUGAAGGCGAUGCCAAAUGGGCGACAUGUUGUCUGCGCAUCGCAUGAUAUCCUUCGACUAUACGAUUUGAAGCAUGAACAAGUAACCAAACACUCGACCGUUCCAUUCCUCAUCAUUCCAGGUCAUCGCACAGGAACCAUCUCACAGCUAUAUGUUGAUCCAGCAUGCCGAUACAUGAUUUCGACGAGCGGGAAUAGAGGUUGGGAAGGCAACACGACCGAAGUGUUGCUCGGAUAUGAGAUUGGCGUUCCUCGGUGA
Messenger RNA from Aspergillus wentii DTO 134E9, 1911 nucleotides. RefSeq lists its product as uncharacterized. Bases 1 to 1911 code for a protein of 636 amino acids. The record is from RefSeq and is a predicted model, not a curated record. NCBI's taxonomy places the organism in Eukaryota, Fungi, Ascomycota, Eurotiomycetes, Eurotiales, Aspergillaceae. The transcript has 3 exons. Gene Ontology annotation, molecular function: protein binding.